Molecule: messenger RNA, 843 nt
Organism: Letharia columbiana
Lineage: Eukaryota; Fungi; Ascomycota; Lecanoromycetes; Lecanorales; Parmeliaceae
Exons: 1
Coding region: 1-843 (280 amino acids)
Source: RefSeq, a predicted model, not a curated record
AUGGCCGCCGCUACUCAAGCGUCACCACUGCUCGCUCUCCCUUUCGAGCUACGUACGAAGGUCUAUGAGCAACUCCUCAGACCUGAUCCCGACCGCCUCCACACUUUUUACCAUGACAGACAUGGCAGAGAAGCCUCCUUCGACAUCGACCCCACCAUCCUCCGGGUGAACAAGCAAAUCUACUCCGAAGCCGUCUCAAUCCUCUACGACACCACUCAUGUUCGAAUCCAUCUCGCGACGCCAGUAAUAAUGCAAUGCACCGGCGGCAACUAUCCUGACCACAUCGUUGACCCGCCUGAUCUCUUCCGCAAAGAUGCUAAGGGGGCUGUUGAGCCAGCGAACAGGUUGGACUGGCGUACUACACCGUCGAUAGUCAAAGAAUUGGAAAUCGAAGGGCGGCUUGAGUCUACAGCGCACGGCUUUAUCUACCCACACUGCUUCCAACGCCUGCACAAGAUACAGCUUGUUACCUCGCGCCAUGCGAUAUGGGGCGAUGGCGAGUGCCGCAGUUACUUUUCGCAUACCGGAAAAACAGUGUUGCGGAUCCUUAAGCUUCUGGCCGAAGAGCAAGCCACGAAGCCAUCCAUGACGAAGCGCCUCAGAUUUACCAUUCAGCCAGACUGGCGGACCGUCGAAUCUGAACUACUGAUGAGAAAUGGUAAGAUGGACAACAAGAUGAAAGUGAUUGUUGGGUUGCUGAAAGCGCUUGAGAGGAAGACAGACGCCGAGAUUGAGGUUGAAGAAGGGGGUUUUAAAAAGACACUGAGGGAAUUGAAGAUGGAAGAGGUUGAUGUUGAUGAGUGGGAGAAGGUGCUGCUUGCUGACGCUGAUAUUGACUUAUGA